Molecule: messenger RNA, 747 nt
Organism: Oryzias latipes (Japanese medaka)
Lineage: Eukaryota; Metazoa; Chordata; Actinopteri; Beloniformes; Adrianichthyidae
Product: ubiquitin-conjugating enzyme E2C
Source: RefSeq, a predicted model, not a curated record
UGAUGCAAUUUAAAAACUCGGGGCGGGUUAGGCUUCCAUUAACAGAUAGUGAGCGAUAUCAAAGCUGUUCGGAUCUACUCAAAUUGGAUCUACAGUAAGCCUCGCAGGAGAGCCCAUCAUUGGCACACAUGGCCUCCCAGAACAUGGACCCUGCAGCAGCUGGAGCCUCUGCAGCAGCUGCUCUGAAGGGCAACGAGAGCGAGAACAACAUGACCAAAGGCUCGGUGUCCAAGCGGUUGCAGCAGGAGCUGAUGACUCUCAUGAUGUCGGGGGAUAAAGGCAUUUCAGCGUUUCCAGAGUCGGAUAACCUCUUCAAAUGGGUUGGAACCAUUGAUGGAGCGCAGGGGACGGUGUACGAGGGCCUCCGGUACCGGCUGUCCUUCGACUUUCCUGCAGGCUACCCCUACCAGGCUCCUCGUGUGAGAUUUGUCACGCCUUGUUUCCACCCCAACGUGGACGAUCAGGGUUUCAUCUGUCUGGACAUCCUGAAAGACAAGUGGUCGGCCUUGUACGAUGUGCGCUCCAUUCUGCUGUCCAUACAGAGCCUGCUUGGAGAACCAAACAACGAAAGUCCUCUGAACACGACAGCGGCAGAAAUGUGGGACAACCAAGAUGCUUUUAAAACUCACCUUCAUGCCACCUUUCAGAAGUAAAGCACCUCCAAGAUUUCAUCUGUCUUGUCUGUUUGUAUAAUAUUUUUAUGUUUGUAUCUUUGUCAUUUCAAUAAAGUUCUUUAAAUCACCUUUA